AUGGAGACCACGGCGCUGUCUGCUCAGGAAGGCCAGGAGAGACGUCAAGCCGCCAAGGGAGCCUGUCUUCGGUGCCCAGACAGUGCUGCUUGUUCUCAGUUCAAAGUGAGCCGCAGUUUAGACCGCCUUCCUCUUCUUGACCCAGACAGCCUGAGGGCGGCCCGGGAAUUUGCAGACAAAGCAGUAAAGAUGCAUAAAAUAUUCGCUGUGCAGGGCCGUUACCCUGUCAUCAGGGCAGCGUUGAGGGCUAGAGGUUGGGUCGAACAGUGCAUGCACAGCUCCAAGCAGAAGGUUCACCAGUGUCACAGAAACAAAAACAGAGCCGACUCGAAUCGUGCUGAAGACAAUAGUUCAGACGAUGCUGAAAAACCACCUGAUCCUCAGAGACUACAUGAUCUCAUGUCUCACCUGGUGCGCAAUAAGAUGGUUUAUUUCUACUGGACAAACCGUCGACACUCCAUCAACUCUAACAACUUACAUAAAGACCAGUUCACCAAUCACUUUGAAAAAGCAGGCACUUUCACCACAAAGGUGGGGCUGUGUAUGAACCUGAGGAACCUGCACUGGUUUGAUUCGGCCAACCCAGACACCUUCUUCCCCCGCUGCUACAGACUAGGAGCACAAGAUGAGAGGAUCGCGUUCAUUGAGGAUUACAGGAGGACGGCGUGCGUCGGCCUUCUGAAGUACAUUGUGGAGAUGGAUCGAGGUGUUCAGGGAGAGGGACCAACUUUAAAUCUCUGUUUUCUUUCAGGUCAGAGGAAACAAAACAAACGGCAGCCUAGACUGGACCUUUCUCAGAUAACUAGCAGUGCACUCCAAGUGUGUCAAGAGUUCCUGGAGAGCUUCGAGCAUCAUGAUAUCGACAUGAGCUCUGAAACUCCCCCGAUGCUUUCCCAGGCAGAGUGGGCAGAGUUCCUUGACAGUUACUACCUCGUUGUUCAUGGGGGAGCAGAGAUUGAGAUCAGGGAUCGCCUGGUGACCUGCUGCAAGGCCAUGCUGCAGAGGAUGAAGGCGGUCAGUCCACAGCUGGAGAUAGACGGCAUCCACAACAUCUGGAUCAUCAAACCUGGAGCUAAGUCCAGAGGCAGAGGUAUCAAAUGUGCCAGGCGUCUUGAUCAGAUCCUCAGGGUGGUGGACGGAGAUCCCACCCUGAUCAAUGAAAGAAAGUGGGUGGUGCAGAAGUACUUGGAGCGCCCCUUCCUGGUCCACGGCACCAAGUUUGAUGUGCGCCAGUGGUUCCUGGUCACGGACUGGAACCCGCUGACUAUAUGGUUCUACAAAAAGUGCUACUUGCGUUUUUCCACACAGCCUUAUUCACUCGAUACACUGGACAGUUCGGUACACCUGUGUAAUAACUCCAUCCAGAAGCACUUGACUCCCUCUCAGCAGCGACAUCAGUGUAUUCCCACCGACAACAUGUGGUCAGACAAAGAGUUCCGGGCUUUUCUGUCCACUGGAGGCCGGAAAUCUCAGUGGGAGACUGUGGUGGUCCCGGGAAUGAAGAAAGCUGUGAUCCAUGCGUUACAAACAUCACAGGAUCUGAUGGACUCGCGCAAAAACACCUUCGAGCUGUACGGUGCUGAUUUCAUGCUCGGUCGUGAUUUGCAUCCCUGGUUAAUAGAGAUCAAUGCGAGCCCCACCAUGGCGCCCUCGACCCCUGUGACGGCUCGUCUCUGCGCUGCUGUGCAGGAAGACACAUUACGAGUUGUCUUGGAUCGUAGACUUGACCGCACUGCAAACACAGGCGACUUUGAGCUAAUAUAUAAGCAGGCUGCGGUGGACAUCCCUCAGUAUGUGGGAGUCAAUCUGCUUGUUGAGGGAUUUGCAAUUAAAGGCGCUUCCCCACUUCCUCCGUUGCGCUCCAGCAAACGUUCAGCACCGAAACACCGGGGUGCCAUCACAGAGAAGAACCCUGCAGAGAAGGUCAAGCUGCUGCCUAAAAUGAGAGCUAGAGAGUGA
Molecule: messenger RNA, 1959 nt
Organism: Salarias fasciatus (jewelled blenny)
Lineage: Eukaryota; Metazoa; Chordata; Actinopteri; Blenniiformes; Blenniidae
Product: tubulin monoglycylase TTLL3-like
Exons: 14
Coding region: 1-1959 (652 amino acids)
Biological process (GO): cilium movement; protein polyglycylation; cilium assembly
Cellular component (GO): axoneme; microtubule cytoskeleton
Molecular function (GO): protein-glycine ligase activity, initiating
Source: RefSeq, a predicted model, not a curated record